UCCUUUUCACAUACAUUCAACGCCAGACUUUUCGCCAGCGCUGCUGCUGCUGCUGCUGUGGAUCUUCAAUUUUGAUGCAUCAUUGUCAUAAAUGCAGCGGUAAUUGAAUCCUGAUCGCGGCGGAGGUCGGUGGGGGUGGUGGAUGUCCUACUGUUCUACGGCAGCCUUUGUUGCGCGAGCUGGCGCGAUAUAAUUUGUGGCCAUGUGUAUCAUAAAAACUGGUGGAUUCGGGGAAAUUUCGCGUUAGAGGAAGCGAAAGGAUUGUGGUUCUUCAAUUUGUAUUUUGGAAGUUAUCUGGAUAUGGAAAACGUGUACAAACAGAGUCUAUGAAGUUUGUUACCAUCUUCACGAUUUAUUGAAUCUGAGUUUUUAGUUUUGGAUUUGAAGUUUGGCGGAUCGUUGAGUUUGAGAUUAGCUGCAAAAAUGGGGGAAAAGGAGAUUAGGAAAAUGGAAGGAUUCGAUGUGAAUAAUGCAGCAUUAGCAGAGUCUGUAGUAGCUCUGGCAAUAAGUGGAAGCAGUAAGAGCAAAUAUGUUGUCAAGUGGGCUUUGGAGAAGUUUGUUCCUGAAGGACAAGUCUACUUCAAGAUACUGCAUGUUCGCCCGGUGAUUUCGCGAAUUCCGACUCCUAUGGGUAACUUUAUUCCCGUUUCGCAAGUUCGGGAAGAUGUGGUGAAGGCAUUUCGAAAGGAACUCGAGUGGCAAGCGAAGGAAAAGCUUCUUCCCUACAAAAAAAUGUGUUCCCAAAGAAAGGUGCAAGUAGAAAUCGUGCAGAUCGAAUCAGACGACGUCGUAGAAGCUAUAGCUGGGGAUAUACAGCGAAAUAAGAUCGCUAAACUUGUCAUCGCGACUUCCUCCCGUAAUAUCUUCUCCAGGACGCCAAAGCUGUCAUCGAUGAUAACGGAAGGCUGUCCGAUGUUUUGUACUGUGUACGCUGUUUCUAAGGGGAAGCUGUCGUCGAUACGUCCUGCAAAUUCAGAACCAAACGAAAGAUUCAUUGAAGAAGAAGAAGACGACGCCAGCGAGACGAGCAGCACGUCCACCGAUAAUUACACAAACAAUAGUUUGAGCUCGCGAACAGAUUGGACGGAUCAGGGCUCGGUAGGAUCCUAUUCUAAUUAUCGUUCGUCUUCGCUGCCGGCGCAGCGCUUCCAAGCUCUCUCCGCGAUAAAUCAGUCGCUUCUUCAUAAACGAAUGCCUUCGGGCGGAGUUGUCCCUUUGAAAGACUUACCUAUCAGUGGCUUCAAUGCAAUUGACGGGACUACCAUGGCCCCGAGCCUCGCGAGCUUAGCAGCAAGAGAUAGUUUGUUGUGGGAUCAAGCCUCGACAUCGGAUAUCUCUUCCGAGAAUCAGGUGAACGUCGACUUUGAGGUCGAACGAUUGAGGACUGAGCUGAGACAUAUUCGAGGAAUGUACGCCAUGGCUCAAACCGAGGCCACCGAUGCUUCUAGGAAGUUAAGCGAACUUCAGAAACGUCGUCUACAAGAGGACGCUAAUCUAAAACAGAUAAGUAUCAAGGAAGAAGAAGCGAAAGAGUUUGCGCGAAAGGUUAAAGAAAGAUACGAAGCUGCGAUAAGAGAAGCCGAGCUCAUCAAGGACUGCGUCGAGAGAGAAGCUGCAGAAAGGAAAGAAGCGGAGAUAAGAGCGUUACACGAAACCAAAGAGAAGGAGAAGCUCGAAUCUACCUUGACCGGCGGCUUCAAUCUGUAUCGACAAUUCACGUGGGAAGAAAUCGAGUCCGCGACUUCAUCCUUCUCCGACGAUCUCAAAAUCGGGAUGGGCGCGUAUGGCGCCGUGUAUAAAUGCAGCUUUCUGCACACGACCGCGGCCGUGAAGGUUCUUCACUCGACGGAAGCUACCAGAGAUAAGCAAUUUCAGCAAGAGUUGGAGAUAUUGAGCCGAAUUCGACACCCUCACUUGAUGAUUCUUCUCGGCGCCUGCCCGGAGCGGAGCUGCCUCGUGUACGAGUUCAUGGAGAACGGCAGCCUCGAAGACAUACUGAUGAAGAAACCCAGGCGACCGCUGUUAUGGCACGAUCGUUUCCGGAUCGCCUGGGAAGUAGCAUCGGCCCUCGUGUUCCUGCACAGCACAAAGCCGAGAGCAAUCAUACACCGCGACCUGAAGCCGGCGAACAUACUCCUCGAUCGAAACUACGUGAGCAAAAUAGGGGACGUUGGGCUCUCGACAAUGGUGAACAGGGACGCUCUUUCGUUAUCCGCCGCGUACAAGGACACCGCGCCGGUGGGCACAAUGUACUACAUCGAUCCCGAGUAUCAAAGAACCGGAGUUGUUUCUCCCAAGUCUGAUGUCUAUGCCUUCGGGAUGGUUGUUCUGCAACUGCUGACGGGGAAGCAGGCGAUCGCGCUAGCUCAUAAAGUCGAAGUAGCGAUAAGCAAGGGGCGUUUCGCGGAGGUGCUGGAUCCCGAGGCCGGCGCUUGGCCUGUCGAGGAAACCAGAGAAUUAGCACUCGUUGCGCUGCAGUGCACUGAACUUAGGAGAAUCGAUAGGCCUGAGUUAGAGGAACAAGUCUUUCCAUUGUUGGAGAGGAUGAAAGACUUCGCCGAGGAAGCUCGGGACUCGGCUGCUGAGGCUAUGCCCCCGCCUCCGAAACACUUCUUGUGCCCUAUUCUCAAGGGCGUAAUGGAGGAUCCGUGCGUUGCUGGGGAUGGCUACACGUACGACCGGAAGGGGAUCGAGUCGUGGCUCGAGGCGAACGAUACGUCUCCGAUGACAGAAUCGCCGUUGCCGCACAAGUACUUGGUUCCGAACUACACGCUUCUUUCUGCAAUCAUGGAAUGGAAGUCGGGUAAGUAUGAAGCCGAAGCUCGAUUCUGAUAUAUUCGACAACAUUUGUCUGUAGAAAUUUUAUGUCUUAGAUCAUUCCAACUGUAUAGAACCUACCUUUCUUGUGUGAGAUGAUAUGUUUUUCCGAAUUUGUUCUAAAUUAGUCUUUUCUAUAAGCAUUCUUCCG
Messenger RNA from Andrographis paniculata, 2968 nucleotides. RefSeq names its product U-box domain-containing protein 35-like. The record is from RefSeq and is a predicted model, not a curated record. Lineage: Eukaryota; Viridiplantae; Streptophyta; Magnoliopsida; Lamiales; Acanthaceae. Gene Ontology annotation, molecular function: ATP binding; ubiquitin-protein transferase activity; protein kinase activity. Gene Ontology annotation, biological process: protein phosphorylation; protein ubiquitination. The transcript is spliced from 11 exons. The coding region runs from base 424 to 2832 and encodes 802 amino acids.